AUGCUGGGGGAACUUGUGUCUCUUUUUAGGCAUCUUUAUGGGAUACUUGAUUCCUCAGGCGCCAUAGGUACACUGGUAGCCUGGAUGAUCAGCUACAAGCCAGCCCUGUUUGGGUUCCUAUUCCUUCUGUUGUUGCUUAGCAACUGGCUGGUGAACCAUGAACUCAAGCUCAUCCCCUCACAGCCCCAGCAGGACAAGAUCCUUGAACGGCUUAUGUUCUGUGAAAUGAAGCUGAAGGUCUUGGAAAAUCAGAUGUUCAUCGUGUGGAAUAAAAUGAAUUGCUACAAGAGGUCGAGCCGACAGCAGACUUUUGCCACGGGAAAGCGCCGGCUGAGGAGGCAACAGUCCAUCUUCUCCAUCUUCUCUAACUGCACCUCCAAUUCCCCCUGA
Rhinolophus ferrumequinum (greater horseshoe bat) is the source of this 390-nucleotide messenger RNA. RefSeq names its product testis expressed 46 (gene TEX46). The record is from RefSeq and is a predicted model, not a curated record. The transcript is spliced from 2 exons. The coding region runs from base 1 to 390 and encodes 129 amino acids. Lineage: Eukaryota; Metazoa; Chordata; Mammalia; Chiroptera; Rhinolophidae.